AUGCUGAGUUUCAUGAAGGAAUUCAUGGAUAAACAAGAAAAGGGUAAGGAAACUCAAGAUCAGUCUGAGGAUAUACCAGAUGAUGGUAACCCGCUGUUAGGAUACAUUCCAAGUAUUGAUCCUCACAGAAUGAAUGACCGCUCUUCCAAAAGAGUCAUCCGAUCCCAUGAGGAAGGAGAGACUUCUCAAGAAGGAUUCAUCCCUAUUGCACAAAAGGAAGGGGUAUCCCGCACAGUUCGCAUUCUUGCCAACAAUCCUCCUAAAGAGGAUGAUUACUUGGAUCUGCAGUAUGGCGAUGUGGAUAAUACAAACCAGGUGCCUUCACACAAGCAAACUUCCCCUAACUCUGGAGGAGAUUCUAAGGACAGUGGACAAAUUAAGGCAUUAGAAGAAAGGAUAAAGGCAGUAGAAGGGUACGAUGUCUUUGAUGUGGAUACCUUCGAAAUGAGCUUGGUCCCAGACUUGACCAUCCCACAUAAGUUUAAGGUUCCUAACUUUGAAAAAUACAAAGGACUCACAUGCCCGAGAAAUCACUUGGAAAAGUCCUAUAUCCGAAGCUGGAAUGACCUUGCUAAUACAUUUUUAAAGCAAUAUAAGUACAACUUGGAUAUGGCGCCCAACUGGCUGCAACUACAAAAUCUAUCACAGAAGAAAGAUGAAGCAUUCAAGGAAUAUGCACAAAGAUGGCGAGAGAUGGCUUCUCGAGUCCAACCUCCCUUGCUGGAGAAAGAACUGGUAGACAUGUUUAUGGGCACCUUGCAAGGACCAUACUACGAUAAGAUGGUCAGAAGCGUAUCUUCAGGAUUCUCGGAUUUGGUGGUUAUUGGUGAAAGGAUAGAAAAUGGGAUUAAGAACGAAAAGAUACAAGGGGCAUCCUCAGGUUCUUAUCACUCAAAGAGGCCCGCCCCAACCUUCACAAAGAAGAAGGAAGGGGAGACCAAUGCAGUAGUGCAUCAAGAACCUAGACCUCCUAUGUCAUUUCCACAACAGCAGAACAGGUUUCAAGGCCCUCAAAGGAAAUUUGAUCCUUUGCCUACAUCCAAGAGCGAAAUACUAAGAUACUUGAUAAGCGAGUCAUUGGUAGAGAUCAAACCAUUGGCACCUCCUCCUCCAGGGAAGGUUCUACCCAAAUACAAUGCCAACGAAAGGGGCAAAUACCGUGCUAAUUCCCCUGGAGACACAUUGGAAAAAUGUUGGGCCUUCAGGCAUAAAGUUCAGGAUCUGAUAAAGUCAGGGGCAAUUGCCUUUGAUAAACCCAACGUGAAGACGAAUCCUAUGCCUCACCAUGACGGGGCAGUCAAUGCAAUUGAGGGGUUCAUCUUAGAACAUAACGCAGCUUUUAAAGACACUCCGCAAAGGCUCAUGGAUCAAGGGUUGAUUCAACUAAAGGAACACUCUAAGGAGGAAUAUGUAGCUAUGGUGGAUAGAAACGAGCCAUUGGUGAUACCUAUCCAAGGGACAAGGAAGCCAUUAAUCAUCCCAUGCUCUAAACCACCAUUGUGGAUACCUGCACAAGAGCAUACUAAGGUGAUCCCGACCAACAAGAAUAGAGCUCCAUAUCCUUUGGACAAAAUGAAAACAGUACCCUGGGAAUAUAAUUCCGGUGCUAAUACUUCAGUGUCUAAUAUCUUGGGACCUGGAGGCAUGACCCGUAGUGGUCGCAUAUUCAAAACUGCGCAGGCACAACCAAAGCCUAAUGAAAACUCGACACAAACGAGUGAUCAAGUUGCGGUAGGAUCAAAUGUUGAGACUCCUAAGGAUAAAGAAGUCACUAAUAAGGAUGCCGAAGAAUUUUUAGCUUUGAUCAAGAAAAGUGAUUAUAGGGUGGUAGAUCAGUUACAACAGACGCCAUCCAAAAUAUCACUCCUAUCACUACUAGUAAACUUCAAGAAGCAUCGAGACACCUUGAUGAAGAUCUUGAACGCCGCCCACGUAACUAAGGACAUCACUGUGAACCAAUUCGAUGGGAUGGUGGCUAAUCUCACCGCUGGGGCAUGUCUGGGGUUUAGUGAUCACGAGUUACCUCCGCAAGGAAAAGCACACAACAAAGCCCUGCACAUCUCUAUAUAA
Molecule: messenger RNA, 2070 nt
Organism: Vicia villosa (hairy vetch)
Lineage: Eukaryota; Viridiplantae; Streptophyta; Magnoliopsida; Fabales; Fabaceae
Exons: 3
Coding region: 1-2070 (689 amino acids)
Source: RefSeq, a predicted model, not a curated record